Heterobilharzia americana is the source of this 357-nucleotide messenger RNA. NCBI's taxonomy places the organism in Eukaryota, Metazoa, Platyhelminthes, Trematoda, Strigeidida, Schistosomatidae. The record is from the annotation of a GenBank genome assembly.
AUGUCAUCUGGAGCUAGGAAUGCUGGGGAGCCUAUGAAUAUUGACGAUUUCUUUUCUGGGACACAGUUUGGAAAUUUCUUUGAAGUUGGAAACAUGCAUUCAUCUGCUACCCGAAAACCUCAGCAGGAUAUCCCGAUAUAUCACGACUUAUCAGUUUCGCUGCAGGACGUUCUUCAUGGGACGACAAAGAAAAUACGUAUCACUAGAGCUCGUUUGAAUCCUGACAGGCAGACUACACGUCAGGAGGAGAAAACGGUUGAAAUUGAAGUUAAAAAGGGGUGGAAAGCUGGUACCAAAAUUACAUUCCCCCGUGAGGGGGAUGAAAGUAUUAGCAUCUCUAUCACCGCCUUCAUCUGA